GAGCAUGCUAAACUUGUUUAUUUUCAUCAAACGAAUUCUUUAACUAUUUUAUAAUAAUAUUAGCAAGCGAUAUAUCUUAAAAUGGUUGAAGAAAAAGAAAUUGCAAUUCAAAAAAAAGAUGGACUGCUGCAAUGGAUUUUAAAAGUUAUUGCAAUACCGUUUUCUGUUGGCAGUUUAAUUUAUGCUUUUUUCAUUACGAAGAGAUUAAAAAACUGCUUACCUGGAAAGGUCGUUUUGAUAACAGGGGCUUCAAGUGGCCUUGGCGAAGCAUUAGCUCAUACGUUUUACGUAGCUGGCUGUAAAGUUGUUCUUGCUGCGCGACGACAAGAAGAAUUAGAGCGAGUUCGAAAGGAUUUACUUCAAUUACAUUCCACUCACACAACACCCCCACCGAUAGUGCUUCCUCUUGAUCUUACUGACUUAAAUUCCCUUCCUGAGAAGGUAAAACAAGUUCUGGACAUUUUCGGUCAAAUCGAUAUCCUUGUGAAUAACGGUGGGAUUAGUGUCAGAUCAGAGGCUAUCAAUACAAAAACCGAUGUUGAUAUAAAAAUUAUGCUAGUGAAUUAUUUCGGGACUGUUGCUCUAACUAAAGCAGUUCUUCCAUCAAUGAUUAAACGAAAUGAAGGAAGAAUUAUUUGCAUUGGAAGUGUCCAGGGAAAGUUUGCUAUUCCCCAACGCUCAGCUUAUGCUGCAUCGAAACAUGCAUUGCAAGCAUUUUGUGAUUCACUUCGUGCUGAGAUGUCUAAGAACAAUGUUAAAGUUACUCUUAUCAGCCCUGGCUAUAUCAAUACAUCGUUGUCACUUAAUGCUUUAACAGGAUCAGGAACUGCUUACGGAGAAAUGGAUGCGGCAACUGCAGGAGGUGCAGAUCGUUUCCAAAUGUCAAAGAAAAUUCUUCAGGCAGUGCUUAGUGAUCAAAAAGAUGUCAUUAUGGCUCCAAUAGCUCCGCGCCUUGCUUUCUACAUCAGAUUUAUUUGGCCUUCAUUGUACUUCUGGAUAAUGUCUGAACGUGCAAAAAAACUCGAAAAACAAAAUUAGAAAUUCUAUACAAAACAGGCUACAAAUGUCUUCAAUAUCUUAAGUUUUUUUUGUGCUAUGGUUUCGAUGGUUGCAUAAGAUAUCAAAGCGAAUAAAAAGUCAAAACAAAUUUUUCACGAGAAA
Molecule: messenger RNA, 1161 nt
Organism: Clunio marinus
Lineage: Eukaryota; Metazoa; Arthropoda; Insecta; Diptera; Chironomidae
Source: the annotation of a GenBank genome assembly